AUGUUGCACAAGCUUCCAACGAUUCUCUCGCUUCUGCUCAUUGUAUCAUGCGUUGGCAUUGUGCUUGCUGCACCUAGACAGGAAGGACCGCCUUCUCAUCGUCCGCAGCGCGGUCCAAUCAGUCAAGUUCUUGACGCUGCCAGAGCUGCUCAGCUUGAGCGCCUCCGCGAGAUCCAGCGCGCCCAGCUGCUUCGAACCACGUUGACCAACAUUGAGCAGCUUUAUCAUCUACCGUCUGGCACUUUCGAUCCCACGCAUCUGUAUCAUCCCAGUCAACGUGGCGCCGUCACUGCGCAUCUUCAGCAUAGUACCACCAGGAUGCUUCCGGUGUCAACCUCGAGAGUCGACGGCAGCAUUCUGUUUGUGUCUCCAGCAUGGACGCGUUCAGACGAGAGUGACCCGGGCUACAUCAGUUUACUUCUAUUUCGACUUCAUCAGAAUGAGAACAGGAUUGUACCACUCGGAUUCACUCGAGUACGUUCAGAUUUGCACGCUGGAGCAAGCACAAGCUUUAUGGAUCUCGUCCAAGAAAGGGCAAGAGCCAGCUGGGCUACUUUGCAGAUCCUACAUGGAACUUUACGAAUUGAAGAUCCUUAG
Messenger RNA from Mycosarcoma maydis (corn smut), 597 nucleotides. RefSeq lists its product as uncharacterized. The record is from RefSeq and is a predicted model, not a curated record. NCBI's taxonomy places the organism in Eukaryota, Fungi, Basidiomycota, Ustilaginomycetes, Ustilaginales. Bases 1 to 597 code for a protein of 198 amino acids. The transcript has a single exon.